AUGCGCUUCGUGGUUGAUGACGAUGCGGCUUAUAAAGUGCAAAACGACUACUGCUCAAGGGGCAUUAGCCAAAUCUUCUCUCAAGAUGCGCUAUACAGUCUCGAGUUCGGUUUCGAAAGGAAAGUUCUUCUAACCUCCUUUUUGAACAACGGACAAAAUCGAACAAUGCCACCAAAGGGUGCAAAACCGACCAGUGACGAACUCCUUGCCCAGUUCGACAACCUAGGCAUCGAGUCGUCAGCGGAUCCCUCGACGAAGCCUGCAACCACAACCACCACUGCCGCCCCUACCCAGUCCGAUGAGGAUAUUCUGGCGGAACUGGGGUCCCUAGCAGCCCAGCGCCCUGCAAGCCGGACUGGAACCCCGCGUACAUCACUCGCCGAGCAAAGGACAUCAACAAAAUCGCCCAAACCCGCGACGCCUGCUGGGCCAACGAGCGAGGACAAGCCCGCUCCUCGAAAGUCUGGGGACAGUGCUCAGAACAAUCAAGCUGCAGAUGCGCAGCCUACUUCUAGAAAGGAGCCGCCGGUUGAGGGGAAGGCAUCGUCUAGUGGCGGGGGGAGCUGGUGGGGAGGGAUCUUUGCGACUGCAACGGCAACUGCUUCUGCGGCUAUGAAGCAGGCCGAGGCCGCCGUGAAAGAAAUCCAACAGAACGAAGAGGCUCUGAAGUGGGCUGAGCAGGUGAAAGGGAAUGUUGGCGCGCUGAAAGACUUAGGCGGCGAGCUUCGCAGCAUUGCUAUACCUACGUUUACCUCGCUCAUCCACACAAUCGCACCGCCGAUCUCCUCACACGAACGCCUUCAGAUCCAUGUCACACACGAUCUGUCAGGCUAUCCCAGCCUCGAUCCGCUCGUCUAUGCGGUUUUUUCACGCGUAAUGUCUCAGGUUGAAGGGGGAGAUUUGCUGGUCAUUCAGAGAGGACAGGAAUCCGCCCCGAAGCGUGGGCAAGACAACAGCGCAUCGACCGCAGGCUGGCGUGAUGGCCCCUGGUGGCGAACAGUCACCCCGGGUAACCCCCGCAGCAUCUCAGCCGUGCCCGGGCUUGUAGAGGCAACAAAGCUUUGCCGAGCCAGCGCAGAGGGCUACGCUGCCGAAUACUACGCCUCCAGAGGCGGGGUUGAAGAAGCCGCGAAGCAGGCUACUCAGGUCCUUAGCGAAACCAACCCCGUCCGAAGCAGCGACAUCUUCCUCGCCAUUCAAGCUGUCGCCCAGACGACGUCAACCGCCGACCUCUUCCAGGCCGGCCCGGCAACGGAAAAGGCCGUUCCAGAGGGUGUAGUGGAUGUUCCUGACGCUCCGGAAGAAGAGGUCGCCUUCGCCCUGUACCUUCACGAUCCAAUCCACGGCAUCGCGUUCCAUACCGUAUCACAAGCCGUGCCCCAGAAAUGGAUCAACUGGCUCGACGCGUCCUCAGCCCCUGCACAUAACCCCGACCCUGAAUCUGAUAGCCACGUGCCCCAAGCCGUCGUCCCAGAAGACAUUGCUGAGAUCAUUGAGGGUGGUGGUGUCGACCCUCGUGAAUGGGCAGCUGAGUGGAUUGAGGAAGCAAUCUCGCUUGCUGUUGGCGUCGUCGCGCAGCGCUACGUCGCACGUAGGAUGGGCGUAGGUGAGUCUGCUGCUGCAAAGGGGAAGAUGCGUGCUGAGCAGGCAUCUGUUGUGGAAAGUGGAGCUGGGGAAGCUGCGCGGGCGCUGUGAUGUGACACAUCAC
Messenger RNA from Aspergillus nidulans FGSC A4, 1708 nucleotides. RefSeq names its product DUF5427 domain-containing protein MTC1. The transcript has 4 exons. The record is from RefSeq and is a predicted model, not a curated record. Lineage: Eukaryota; Fungi; Ascomycota; Eurotiomycetes; Eurotiales; Aspergillaceae. Bases 1 to 1695 code for a protein of 564 amino acids.